UACACUUUAGGAUUAGGGUUUAGUAAUGGGAUUCCUUCGUUUUUGUUAGGGCGAUGUGAGUAAUGAACCAAGGAGAAACACACAACAAUGUAAUCAAGAAGAAGAUGUUCCAGUCUUGGUUGAUGCAAUACUUCCAUUAUCUGCAGCUGCCAUGGCUUUGCCACCUUUAUCUAUUCGAGGUGAUUUGGGAGUUGUUUCUACUGCUGGAGUUAGAUAUGCAUAUCCACUCCUAAAAUCAUUUGCAAAAAUGGGACCUCAAGGUGUUCUUGGUGCCACAAAGCUUUUACGCCCUUUUUCAGAAAUAGUUGAUUCAUUGGGACUCAAAGAUCCUUUCAUUAGAAAUUGGGUGGAUCUUUUGUCUUUCUUACUUGCUGAAGUGAAAUCCGAUGGUGUUCUUUCAGCAGAAAUGAUUUAUAUGUUUGCAGAAUGGUAUAAACCAGGUUGUAGUUUAGAAUACCCUGUUGGUGGAACUGGAGCACUUGUUGAGGCUCUUGUUCUCAGAUUUUCCUUCUGAUAAACUUCCAAAAAUGUCAGAACCUUCACAACUUAUGACAGA
This is a messenger RNA of Lactuca sativa (garden lettuce), 556 nucleotides long. RefSeq lists its product as uncharacterized. The record is from RefSeq and is a predicted model, not a curated record. Gene Ontology annotation, biological process: carotenoid metabolic process. Lineage: Eukaryota; Viridiplantae; Streptophyta; Magnoliopsida; Asterales; Asteraceae.